AUGGAAACAACUAAUCAUAAAAAAAGGGAUGGUCGGGAAAUACUCUGCACUGACAUAUCAACGAGUAGUAAGAAGAAAUAUAAGCGGCAAAAUUCAGAAUACACAAGAAUAUUUCUUGAAGCUUUGUCAACAUUACCAGAACAGAAAAAAGAUAUAAUCAGGAAGCUUGGUUUUGGUUCUAUUCUUAGUUUCUCAUGCUAUAGCAAUCUUCAAGUCAUCUUUGAAUGGCUAAUCUAUCAGUUUGAUACAAACUCUGGAACUCUAUCACUAGAAGAUGGCUUCACCUUCACAUUAUCCUGUCAUUCUGCACAAAUGAUACUAGGAUUCCCUGCUGGUCCAAAACCUGUAGUCAGAACAAAAACAAUGGAAUGCUCAGAUUUCAUUAUGAACAUUGUGAAAACACACUCUCCAACAGUAGAACAUUUAUGUUCUUUGCUGUCAACUGAUUUGAAUGAAGAUUCUUUCACUGUGGUUUUCAUGCUCUUACUAAUUACUGCUUUCAUUGAUCCAAAUGCAACUGGUGUCCCAAACCCUGCUUAUUAUCCCAAUUUGAAGGAAAUUGGUUCAAUCCCAAACCUAGACUGGUGUUCUUUCACACUUGAUUGCCUGUUACGAUCUAUCAAGAAAUUUCUGUUCAGGAAAAUGCAAAACAUAGAGUUGGAAUCUGGAGGUUGCAAGAUACUAUUAGUGAUAUCGUACUUUGAGUUUCUAAUAACUUCAGAGUUCAACUUGGGCAACAGUGUACCAAGGUUACCCCUGUGGACAACCCAUGUCGUAAACUCAUACAUCGCCCUUGAUUCACAACAAGGAAAUAGCAGAGGAUUUGGAAGACUAUCUAAAAAGCACAUAACAUCUACACCAUUCAAAGGAAGUAAACAGCAAAUGGAAAUGCCUCCAGAAAUAAAAGAUUACAUGGAACUAAAAUUUCAAGGAAUUGCUUCAUUUCAGGACAAGAAGAGGCUGCAAUCACUUGUUUCCAAUUUCUUCCAUAAAAUGGUUCAAAACUCCAUUCCAAUUGUUAGAGGUUAUGUAGAUGACAUUCAACUCGUCUCAUCUUCAUCUAAUAAACAAGAAAUUGACCCUACUGUUGGGAAUGAAAUGCAAUUUUCUACUCAAACAAAAAAGAAUGCAACAACUGAAGAAAUCAAGUCGAAAUGGUUGUAUACAAACCGAAGAAAAAAGUUUCGGAAGAACGAGAUGGAGCAAUUCUUCCAGAACAUGUUCCUUUUCCAUCAAAUUGAAGUCCCCAAGGACAACUACAAUACUAGCAUGGAUUUCAAACAAAUUCUACAUAAGUUCAGUAAAGGUUGUUCAAUUGGAGAAAAUUCUGAUGGUUUUGAUCUACCAAAUAAUUAUCCUGAUUACGAAUCAAGUUUGCUUCAUCCGAAAGACAUGGCAUCAACAAUCAUUUCAAAUGAUUCAUCCGUACAGUUCUCUGAAUUCCUUGAACAAAUCAAAGAAGGUUAG
Messenger RNA from Lolium rigidum, 1467 nucleotides. RefSeq lists its product as uncharacterized. The transcript has 5 exons. NCBI's taxonomy places the organism in Eukaryota, Viridiplantae, Streptophyta, Magnoliopsida, Poales, Poaceae. The record is from RefSeq and is a predicted model, not a curated record. Bases 1 to 1467 code for a protein of 488 amino acids.